AUGUUCACCAAAAAGAAGAAACGCAUUGAGAUCUCGGCCCCCUCCAACUUCGAGCACCGGGUCCACACGGGCUACGACCAGCAGGAGCAGAAGUUCACGGGGCUGCCCAGGCAAUGGCAGGGCAUCAUCGAGGAGUCGGCCAAGCGGCCAAAGCCACUGGUGGACCCCGUGUACAUCACGGCCGUCCAGCCCGGCUCUCAGAAGGUUGGCCCAGAAGCAGCCUCCAACGGACCCGUGGGCGGGAACAGCGGCCCCUCCAGGCCCCCCCCUUCGGGCCCAACCCGAUCCAGAAAUCUGGAGCCAUCGCCUCUGGGACUCUCCCAACACGCUUCGGACCCCCACUUGACCCACGUGCCAUCACCGCCAGCCCCCCAGCCUCCGCAGCCCCCUCCCCAGCAGCCUGCGGCCCCCACUCCUCCAGCUCCUCAGCAGCCCUGCUCCCCGCAGCGGGAGCCCCAGCGGGUCUCCCACGAACAGUUCCGAGCUGCCUUGCAGAUGGUGGUUGAUCCCGGAGACCCCAGGACCUACCUGGACAACUUCAUCAAGAUCGGCGAGGGCUCCACGGGCAUCGUCUGCAUCGCCACCGUCAAGAGCUCCGGGAAGCUGGUGGCGGUCAAGAAGAUGGACCUGCGCAAGCAGCAGAGGCGGGAGCUGCUCUUCAACGAGGUUGUGAUCAUGAGGGACUACCAGCACGAGAACGUGGUGGAGAUGUACAACAGCUACCUGGUGAGCGAUGAGCUCUGGGUGGUCAUGGAGUUCCUGGAGGGCGGCGCUUUGACCGACAUCGUCACACACACCAGGAUGAACGAGGAGCAGAUUGCGGCCGUCUGCCUCUCGGUGCUGAAGGCCCUUUCCGUGCUGCACGCGCAGGGCGUCAUCCACCGGGACAUCAAGAGCGACUCCAUCCUGCUCACCCACGACGGACGGGUCAAGCUCUCCGACUUCGGAUUCUGUGCACAAGUCAACAAAGAGGUGCCGAGGCGCAAGUCGCUGGUGGGGACCCCUUACUGGAUGGCCCCGGAGCUCAUCUCUCGGCUGCCCUACGGGCCGGAGGUGGACAUCUGGUCCCUGGGGGUGAUGGUGAUCGAGAUGGUGGACGGGGAGCCUCCCUAUUUCAAUGAGCCCCCUCUGAAGGCCAUGAAGAUGAUCCGGGACAACCUGCCCCCCAAACUCAAGAAUCUGCACAAGGUCUCCCCUUCCUUGAAGGGCUUCCUGGACCGCUUGCUGGUCAGAGACCCAGCCCAAAGAGCCACGGCCAGCGAGCUCCUGAAGCACCCCUUCGUCGGCAAAGCCGGGGCCCCCUCCUGCAUCGUGCCCCUGAUGCGGCAGAACCGGAUGAGAUGA
This is a messenger RNA of Protobothrops mucrosquamatus (brown spotted pit viper), 1344 nucleotides long. RefSeq names its product p21 (RAC1) activated kinase 4 (gene PAK4). The coding region runs from base 1 to 1344 and encodes 447 amino acids. NCBI's taxonomy places the organism in Eukaryota, Metazoa, Chordata, Lepidosauria, Squamata, Viperidae. The record is from RefSeq and is a predicted model, not a curated record. Gene Ontology annotation, cellular component: cytoplasm. The transcript has 7 exons. Gene Ontology annotation, biological process: protein phosphorylation; intracellular signal transduction; regulation of MAPK cascade. Gene Ontology annotation, molecular function: ATP binding; protein serine/threonine kinase activity.